CUCGAGUCAAAUUACUCGUGCAUUUUCCUGGUUGGUCGGACCUUCAAUCGGUCUACUACCUUCCAUCAUGGCUGCCGGAAAGGCUGCCGCCGACUUCAAUGCGAUCAUCCAAGCUGAUCGCAAAAGAAAGCAGAACGAAAACCUUGCAAACCAGCUACUCGGUAAGAACCGAGUAACAAAUGGGGGCGCCGCAAAGGGCGCAAAGAAGGCACAGGAUGCGAAGCCAGGCAGCCUCGCCAGUCGCAUCGGUGUAGCCAAGCGCCCGACGUCUUCGCCCGCGAAUCCUAGAACAAACCCCAAGCCUGUCAUUCAUCAGGCCCGCCCCAAGGCGCGUCAGACCGAUCGACCUGGCGCAAAGCAGCGCCGUCCCGACGAGCAACGCCUGCUCUCUGCACUCCUUCCAGACAGCGGACAAGCAACCGUACGAGGCAGUAAGGUGGGGAUGACCAUCAAGGGCGCUGGCUCAGGACCUUCCGUGGUAGUCGGCAGCAACUUUGCACCGGGCACCACCGCAGCCGACAUUCAAGCGGCUCUUGAGCCCGUGGCCGGCCCAGUCCUCAGCUGCUGGGUGAUAACGCAGCACCCCGCAGUGUCGGCAGAGAUCACCUUUGCCGAGAGACAGGGCGCGGACAGCGCGAUUGCCAACUUUCACAACCAGAGGGCUGAUGGCCGGAUCAUCUCGAUGCGCCUGAAACCCCUUAGCCUGGGAGCCGAUAACGGUGCCACCAACUAUCAGAACCCACAGAGCCCCUUCAACAACCUCCGGGAGCAAGCGGAUCGAGACCGCCGCUCGCACCGCUCCGGUGACACGACGAUUCAAGACGGAAACUACGGGUUCACCGAGCAGAACCAAGCAGUCGAACCACACAGACCGUGGGGCAACAACCGCAGAUGGAAUAACAGGGGCUAUCGUAACGGGCCUCGAAACGGCGGAGCCUCGAACCAGGACACGCAAGAGACAGGCGCUAUCACCGCUGAGCCGUCACUGGCGGUAGCGAAAUUUAUCUACGUCACCGAUAUGCCGGGGAAAAAUGUAUACAUCGGGGAAAUUGAGCAGAAUCUACGCGUAGAACAGAAACAUGACGGUGCGCGCAAGAUGCAGCAAGCAACCGGGCGUGCUCUGAAGCAUCUCCGAGCGCUCAGAAAACGCGCAACGCAGACGCAGACUCUCGUCCUGUCCGCACGAAGAUGUCAAUCCUCAUUCGACAACAACCGCCAAUGGUCGACCCCUCUUGCCCAGACCCUGGCUAACGCCAUGAAGGUCACGGGCCCCAUCCCCAUCGCGGCGUUUAUGCGCCAAGUCCUUACCUCCCCGGAAGGAGGAUACUACACUACCCGGCCCGCGGGUGAGGGCGAGGUCUUCGGAAAGAAAGGCGACUUCGUGACCUCGCCGGAGAUCUCGCAGGUGUUCGGCGAGCUGGUCGGGAUCUGGACGAUUACCGAGUGGAUCGCGCAGGGACGGACAAAAAGUGGGGUGCAGCUCAUGGAGGUUGGGCCGGGGAAGGGGACGUUGAUGGAUGAUAUGCUGAGGACAUUCCGCAAUUUCAGAAGCUUUGCGUCGAGCAUCGAGGCGAUAUAUCUGGUCGAGGCGAGUUCGACGUUGAGAGAGGUUCAGAAGCGGCUGCUCUGCGGCGAGGAUGCGGCGAUGGAGGAAACGGAUAUUGGCCACCGGAGUGUGUGCAAGUAUUUUGACAUGCCGGUUAUCUGGGUGGAGGAUAUUCGGUUGCUGCCGCAUGAGGAGAGUAAAACGCCCUUCAUAUUCGCACACGAGUUCUUCGACGCGUUACCCAUCCAUGCCUUUGAGUCCGUGCCCCCGGCACCGGAGAACGAGCCGAAGGACGAGGUCAUGACGCCCACGGGACCUGCGAAGCUCCGGAAACCAUUGAAGGCCGCGAAUGUGCCGCAAUGGCGAGAGCUGUUGGUGACGCUCAACCCCAAGGCUGUGGAGGAGAACAUCGAGGGAGAACCGGAGUUCAAGCUGACGCUGGCCAAGGCGUCCACGCCAUCGUCCUUGGUCAUCCCUGAAAUUUCGGAACGGUAUCGCGCUCUGAAGUCUCAGCCGGGCUCCACGAUUGAGGUCAGUCCGGAGAGUCGGAUCUAUGCGUCUGACUUCGCAAGGCGGAUCGGCGGGGCGUCAGAACCGCCUCGUACGGCCACGAAGAAGGGUGCUACUAUUGCUACUGGUGGGGAAACGCCGGCUGCGGCGAAGCGUGUGCCUUCCGGUGCAGCGCUGAUCAUGGACUAUGGGACUCUUGCUACGGUGCCCAUCAACUCGCUUCGUGGAAUCCAGCACCAUCAAACUGUGCCGGCACUUUCGGCGCCGGGACAGGUGGAUGUUAGUGCCGACGUGGACUUUACUGCGUUGGCUGAGGCGGCCAUCGAGGCCAGCGAAGGCGUUGAGGUUCAUGGACCGGUGGAGCAGGGUGAUUUCCUGCAUGCCAUGGGGAUCGCGGAGCGGAUGCAGCAGCUGCUCAAGGGCGUGACGGAUGAGUCAAAGCGGAAGACGUUAGAGACUGGCUGGAAGAGACUGGUUGAGAAAGGCGGCGGAGGGAUGGGCAAGAUCUACAAGGUCAUGGCCAUCGUUCCGGAAAAUAAUGGUAAGCGUCGUCCAGUUGGGUUCGGGGGAAAUAUCAUGGCAUGA
Molecule: messenger RNA, 2641 nt
Organism: Aspergillus brunneoviolaceus CBS 621.78
Lineage: Eukaryota; Fungi; Ascomycota; Eurotiomycetes; Eurotiales; Aspergillaceae
Product: DUF185-domain-containing protein
Exons: 9
Coding region: 68-2641 (857 amino acids)
Biological process (GO): mitochondrial respiratory chain complex I assembly
Cellular component (GO): mitochondrion
Molecular function (GO): nucleic acid binding; protein-arginine omega-N symmetric methyltransferase activity
Source: RefSeq, a predicted model, not a curated record